AGGCCAUACUUCAAUGAAUGGACAGGUUUCCCUGCUGCUUCGAAGAGCUAUUUCGGUGAAAACUUUUCAUUUGAAAAGGUUUGUCUCCACCUCAACUUUCUCCUUCUCCAACUCCCUACCUUACAAAAUGCCUGUUGACCGUAGCCUCUACAUAAUUCCAAACGAAACACCAGUUUGUCAGCUAGAUGCGGCUGAUGCUUUCAAGACGUUAUCUGAGAAGGAGAAAAAGUAUUCUCAUUACGUGGCCAAGGCAUCUUUUGACGGUGCUCUUGCAGUUUUCUUGCAAGUUUCACCGGAAUCUGCGCCGAUUUUCUACGUUUUGUACAGACUUUUCAAAUCGGAGUCUGUCGAGCAGUUGAAGGAAAAGGCACUUUCCGUAGGAUUCACCGAUGCUGAAUGGCAAGCUUUUCUUGUUUAUGCUGCAGCUUUUUAUUCCAAUUCUGGAAAUUAUAAGGGAUUCGGAGAUACAAAAAUCGUCCCAGGUGUCGAGCAGACCAAAAUCCGUGCUUUACUCGAGAAGUCUGCCGUUGGAACUGAUGAGAAAGUUAUGAAGACAUGGGAGUCCGUGGAGAAGGUCAUUGGAUCGUUGGAGUCUAACGAGCUUCAGUUGGGAUUUGGUGAUAAGGGAGUCACUUGCUAUCAUUCUUCAAACGUCACCAAAGCUGACGCCGAGAAAAUUGAUAGAUUCUUCAAGCAACGGAAUGUUGAGUCAUGGAAUUCUCGAUUAUUCAAAGAGGUUGGAUCCGAUGGAAAGACCACAUACACCAUCAAAUUAGCAUCUUCUGAAGAGGGAAUCGUGUCAGAAGCUGUUGAAUUUGAAGGAGACGUUGUACAAAUUGUCAGAGGAGACUACGCUUUGAUUAUGAAGAGAACUCAUGAAUGGUUGGACAAGGCCAUUCCAACUGCGGCCAACAAGAAUCAGGAAGAAAUGUUGCGAAAAUACGUUGAACAUUUUAAAAAAGGAGAUAUCGCGUUGCACAAGGACGGUUCUCGGUAUUGGAUUAAGGACGUUGGGCCAGCUGUCGAGAGUUAUAUUGGAUUCAUUGAAAACUACAGAGAUCCAGCCGGAACUCGCUCAGAGUUUGAAGGUUUUGUGGCUGCUGUCAACAAGGAGACUUCCAAAAAGUUCCAGACAUUGGUUGCAAAUGCUGAGAAUAUUUUGAAGCGUCUUCCAUGGGGUACUGACUAUGAGAAGGAUACUUUCCUCAAGCCCGACUUCACUGCCUUGGAUGUGAUCGCGUUUGGAAGCAGUGGAAUUCCAGCAGGAAUCAAUAUUCCCAACUACGAUGAUAUUCGUCAAAACGAAGGAUUCAAAAAUGUCUCACUUGGAAAUGUAAUCUCAGCUCAACCAAAGCAGAAAAUGAAUUUCUUAGAUGAACACGAUGAGGAAUUGAUGUUCAAGUAUCACAAAGACUCAUUUGAAGUUCAAGUUGGACUCCAUGAGCUUCUUGGUCAUGGAUCUGGAAAGUUGUUCCAGAAAAAUUUGGAUGGAACCUUCAAUUUUGAUACAAACAAAGUCAAAGAUAUCAUUACUGGAGCACCAAUUGCCACUUGGUAUGAGCCAGGAGAGACUUGGUCUUCAAAGUUCGGACCACUUGCAUCUGCUUACGAAGAAUGCCGUGCUGAAGCUGUUGGAUACGUUCUCUGUUGUGAUGCUGAUAUUCUUGAAAUUUUUGGUUACACUGGAGAUCUCGCACAAGAGGUGAAGUAUGUCAACUGGUUGAGCGAGAUUCGUGCUGGUCUUCUCGCACUCGAGUUCUAUCAGGCUGAACAAAAGAAAUGGGGACAAGCUCAUUGCUAUGCCAGAUAUGUAUUGACGAAAGUGGUAUUGGAAGCUGGCCAAGGAUUUGUGAAGAUCGAGGAGACGAAGGGAGAAGAUGGAAAACCAGAUCUUCAUUUCAAACUUGAUCGCAAUCUCAUUGAUUCUGUCGGACGUCCAGCUGUGAACACAUUCCUUGCUAAACUUCAAGCCUACAAAUCAACUGGUGACUUUGAGGGUGGAAAACGUCUUUUCGAGUCGUACGGUGUCGUUGGAGAUACUGAGCUUCACUGGCGUGACAUCUGUAUUGCUCGCCGCAAGCCGAGACGUCUCUUUGUGCAGCCAAAUACAGUUGAAAAGAACGGAGAAAUCUCAUUGGUGACGUAUUCUUCGGAUGUUUCGGGUGUCAUUCAAUCAUUUGUCGAAAGAUAUGAAAAAUCGGCUGUUGAGGAUCUUUAUGCAUGCUGGAAAGAUGAUCAGAAAUGGUUCUAAGCGCGCCUGCGUCAUAUUUAUUUUGUAUUACCAGAGCUUUUUUCAAUUUUAAUGGUUUCAGUGCAUAAGAUUGUUAGUGAUUUUUAUCAAUUUUUCCUGUUUUUCUCUUUAAUUUUUGUGAUUUUAAGCAGCUUUCACUGUCAGAAAUGAAUUAUAUUUAUUUU
Caenorhabditis elegans is the source of this 2415-nucleotide messenger RNA. RefSeq names its product Dipeptidyl peptidase 3 (gene dpt-1). Gene Ontology annotation, molecular function: dipeptidyl-peptidase activity; metalloexopeptidase activity; zinc ion binding. The record is from RefSeq and is marked reviewed. Gene Ontology annotation, biological process: proteolysis. NCBI's taxonomy places the organism in Eukaryota, Metazoa, Nematoda, Chromadorea, Rhabditida, Rhabditidae. Bases 128 to 2251 code for a protein of 707 amino acids. The transcript is spliced from 14 exons. Gene Ontology annotation, cellular component: cytoplasm.